AACUUCUGAAAGAAUUGUGUCUCAAAACGUUUUGUGUCAUCUCCCCUGUAUAGCUUCCGUAUGGGAGAAGUUUUUCAUUACAUCUUAGAUACUCGAAGCCUUCAGAUCUCUCUCUCUCUCUCUCUCUCUCUCCAUCCUUGUGAUUAUAUUAACGUAACGUAAAUUGGUCACUUGUAACUUGUCGAUUUCAGAUUUGAUUUUUCUUAGAGUUUAUUUAGUAUUAUUUAGUAUUUUUUGUGGAAUCUGAACAAACAUUGUUGUCUAACGGCGCCUGGUUUUGUGAAAGUGUGAAACAAGCUGCAGCAAUGGUAUACCAAUAAGGGCGGAACGGAUGUUCCGCAGCGUGAGUCAAGGAGCGUUACCAAUAGUCAUCAGUGCGGACUGCGCAUCCACAUUCACCGUUCCAUAUCAAGCUUUGGAUUCUCUGACGGAGCUCAAGGAGAACCCUUUCCGAAGACGUGUUUGUGAAGUGUUCAGCACAGACGGCUCAGCUUCCCUCACUCUUAACCAGUUUUUGGAAAUGUUUUCUGUCUUCAGCGAACAUGCACCAAGGGAAAUCAAGGCCGCUUACGCUUUUCGCGUGUAUGACUUUGAUGGUGACGGGUUCAUUGGAGAAGAUGACCUGCUUCAGGCGGUCAAGCAUCUGACUCAUGAUAUGUUGACCCCCGACGAGUAUACUACCAUCGUGGCAAAGGUAUUAGAGGAGGCGGACGUCGACUGUGAUGGACAACUUUCCCAAUCUGAGUUCACUCAUGUUAUUUUGAAGAGCCCUGACUUCGUACCCAACUUCCACAUCAGAAUUUAAGAUAAUUCUUUCGAUACGCAUUCAAAGACGUUACCCAAGAGAGAGAGAGAGAGAGAGAGAGAGAGAGAGAGAGAGAGAGAGAGAGAGAGAGAGAGAGAGAGAGAGAGAGAAUUCCAAUAACAUUUUCUCAUAGUUACUUACUAUUAGUAGGAGACUGCUUGUGUAGAAUCAGUUGCACGCAUGUCAAUCGACAUAUCGUAAGACUUGAGGGAUUAUUCAGGAUUUAAGAGGGGAAAGUGGACAAAAUUUAUCAUAAUACCUUUGCAAUAUUUCCCUUGCCAAUAUUCAGUGGCUCGGCCAUGUGACCUUCAACCUGCCCCACUUGGGCAAUCCGCGUGGUAAAAUUAAAGAAAAAUACAUUAAUAGCUAUUUGUUACAUUCCACUCUUCUAGUCCUGUCAGUAGAUGUCUUUGUUGUGGGACUGGUACUCCUUUCUUUGUUAAUUUUAUCGCUAUCAUUUUUAAAAAAACUUUUAGUUACUUUUAACUAUAAUAUCAAUUGUUUAGAAAUUUCUUGACCUUUGGUUUAGGAUAAGGAUCUUCUGGGUAUUUUGGGGUGACAAGUAACCAAACUUUUGGUGAUCAAGAAUAGCUUUGGGAUCCUACUUAAAAAUAAAGGUCAGUUUCCCGGACAAAGUUUGGAUGCUACUAGGAAGAAAUAACAAUUGCUGAGGAGAUUACGAUGAGCAAUGGAAAUAAAACUUAAGUCUGUAACAAAAUCAGUGUCCAAUUUGGUGUAUCAGGUUAUAGUGAAAGAAUAAUGAAAUGAGAUGUUACACUUUUAUUCAUGAUUGAAAUGUUCAUACUUGAUCAAAUGCUGAAUUUCCUGUUUCUUUCACAUCAAUCAAACCUGUCCCGAUCUUCUAAUCUGUAGUAGAAGAAGGCAGGUUUACCAUUUACAAAUACGUUUGUAUUUCUUAGCUGAUAGUGAAUCCUAUUCCUAAUAAAUGCUCUUAUGGAA
Macrobrachium nipponense is the source of this 1765-nucleotide messenger RNA. RefSeq names its product calcium and integrin-binding family member 3-like. Gene Ontology annotation, biological process: calcium ion homeostasis. The transcript has 5 exons. Lineage: Eukaryota; Metazoa; Arthropoda; Malacostraca; Decapoda; Palaemonidae. The record is from RefSeq and is a predicted model, not a curated record. Bases 332 to 805 code for a protein of 157 amino acids. Gene Ontology annotation, molecular function: calcium ion binding; magnesium ion binding.